This is a messenger RNA of Condylostylus longicornis, 1093 nucleotides long. Its product is annotated as serine/arginine repetitive matrix protein 2-like. The record is from RefSeq and is a predicted model, not a curated record. The transcript has a single exon. NCBI's taxonomy places the organism in Eukaryota, Metazoa, Arthropoda, Insecta, Diptera, Dolichopodidae. Bases 89 to 1057 code for a protein of 322 amino acids.
UUGAGUAUCUAUCUGUAAAAUAUUAAUCAUAAGAUAUUUUAUAUUUAAACGUUUAUUUACAAUUUAGAAUUUUGUGAAAUCUUAAGAAAUGUAUAAUGGAAUCGGUCUACAAACUCCUCGAGGUUCUGGCACGAAUGGACAUGUUCAAAGAAAUUGGGCUUUUGUUCGACCUGGGAAAAAAGAUAAUUUAACAUAUAAAGCUGAAACAGACACAGCUAAGUUGGAUGCAAUGAUAAAUAAACCACCAAAUCAAGAAAUUUUGGAUCAUGCCAGAAAACGUGCGAUGGAAGUUAAAUGUGUUGAAUUCGCUGAAUUACUUGAAAAGCAAGGUUAUUCUGAAGAAGAAGUACUUCUAAAGGUUAAUGCAUACCGACAAAAAUUAAUUGAAAAUGAAGAAAAACAAAAUCAUAAAAAACGAAAAUAUGAGAGAGACGAUUUAAAGGAAACUCAUCAAAUUGCUGAAGCUCAACAAGAAAAAAAUGCAAAAUUACGAGAGGCUUUUGGAAUAUCUAGCGAUAAAGAAGGAUCUAGUUUUGACAGAAGCAGCAGAAUUGAGGAAAAAUUGAACUCUAGCGUUAAGGUGCCUAGGCGCGAAAUAGAGGAUCAAAGUAAAACCCAACCUAAUAAAAAAUAUGCCAUUCUGCGAACUCCAUCAAGAGAAAGAUCUGUUGAAUCCAUCAAAUCAAAAAAACAAAAGAAAAAAAAAGAAAUCAAAAAGAAGAAAAAAAGGUCUAGAUCAAGCUCUUCGUCCUCGUCUUCAUCCUCGUCAUCUUCCUCUUCAUCCUCUUCUUCCUCAUCCUCUUCGUCUUCAUUUGCGUCUCCAUCUUCAGUUUCUUCAUCUUCAAGGUCAUCUCAUGAAAGAAAUUCGAAAAAAUCAGCAAAAAGAGGUAAAAACAAUUCGAAUUCGUACAAAUCUGAAAAAAGUUCGUCGAGUAAAAAAAAAAUAAUGAAAAGAAAUAGAAAUCGAAAGAGAUCUUCAAGUUCAAGCUCAAGCUCAGAAGAAGAUUCACCACGACGGAAGUCGUCAAAAAGUAAAAAACGAACCAAAAGUAAAUAAUCUAUAAGUUUUUUAAAUGGUGGAAAACUUAUACUU